Messenger RNA from Dictyostelium purpureum, 1542 nucleotides. RefSeq lists its product as uncharacterized. The annotation marks the transcript as partial. The transcript has a single exon. The record is from RefSeq and is a predicted model, not a curated record. NCBI's taxonomy places the organism in Eukaryota, Evosea, Eumycetozoa, Dictyosteliales, Dictyosteliaceae.
AGAUUAUUUUAUAAAGUUUGGAAUAAUAUAGUUUUAAGAAAUGAAAUUCAUAAACAUAUUUUAUUGUUUAUUUUAUAUAGUGUUGGAAAUGUUGAUAAUAUAUUCCAAUUUUACCAUUUUAAAGGGAGAUCAUAUUUAACAUCACUUAAGUGGAGUAUUGAUCUACCACCAAAUAAAAAUGAAUUUCCACCAUUUUUGACAUGUCUUCAUUUGAACAAUUUUUCUAAAAUAUUACCAUCUCCAACAACUUUACCAAAUACAAUUACUACACUCGAACUCGGUUAUAAUUUUAACCAAUUAGUUCCACCUGGCUCAUUACCAAAUAGUCUCACAACACUCACAUUCGGUUAUAGUUUUAACCAAGUGGUUCCACUUGACUCAUUACCAAAUAGUCUCACAACACUCACAUUUGGUUAUAUGUUUAACAAAGAAAUUCAACCCAGUUCAUUACCAAAUAGUAUUACAACACUCACAUUCGGAGAAACGUUUAACAAAGUAGUUACACCAGGCUCAUUACCAAAUAAUCUCACAACACUCACAUUUGGUUAUAAUUUUAACAAAGUAAUUCUACCCGGCACAUUACCAAAUAGUCUCACAACACUCACAUUUGGUUUUGAUUUUAACCAAGUAAUUCAACCUAGUUCAUUACCAAAUAAUCUCACAACACUCACAUUCGGUAAUAAUUUUGACAAGGAAAUUCUACCCGGCACAUUACCAAAUAGUCUCACAACACUCAUAUUUGGUUUUGAUUUUAACCAAGUAAUUCAACCUGGUUCAUUACCAAAUAGUCUCACAACACUCACAUUAGGUUAUAUAUUAAACCAAGUAUUUCAACCCGGCUCAUUACCAAAUAAUCUCACAACACUCACAUUUUGGUCUAGAUUUAAACAAGUAUUUCCACUAAGCUCAUUACCAAGUUGUCUCUUGGCACUCACAAUCGAUUAUGAUUUUAACCAAGUAAUUCUACCCGACACAUUACCAAAUAAUCUCACAACACUCACAUUUGGUUUUGAUUUUAACAAAGUAAUUCCACCAGGCUCAUUACCAAAUGGUCUCACAACACUCACAUUCGGUUAUAGUUUUAACCAAGUGGUUCUACCCGGCACAUUACCAAAUAGUCUCACAACACUCACAUUUGGUUGUAAUUUUAACAAAGUAGUUCAACCCGGAUCAUUGCCAAAUAGUCUCACAACACUCACAUUUGGUCGUGAUUUUAACCAAGUAGUUACACCAGGCUCAUUACCAAAUAAUCUCAUAACACUCACAUUUGGCCGUGAUUUUGACCAAGAAAUUACACCAGGCUUAUUACCAAAUAAUCUCAUAACACUCACAUUAGGCCUUAGAUUUCACAAAGUAUUUCCACCAAGUUCAUUAUAUAAUGAUAUCAAUAAAACUUUACCAUAUAUUUGUUUUCCUCUAUCACUUGAAACUUUAAACAUUAACAACAAUUUAGUUAAUAUUAGGCUACUAAGAAUCAGGUUUAUUCAAAUUCAGCGACAGCAACAAAACCAAACAACUACAAAAACUAAUAAAAUAAAAUAA